GCUUGCGAAAACCUUAAUCUUGUGUCGAUGGUCUGUGCGUGGGCAUUCGAUGACUAAUACGAUGCUGAUGUAAGCCUCACUGGCGCGUCGCGUCGCGUCCAAUCACGGUCGAGUGAUAUUCUCGGUCUCGAGAGCGGCGACGGUCGGCAUGGACAGCGACGAUCAGAUGGAAGUGGACUCUGCCAUCCCCUUCGAAUCCAAGGGCAAAGGGAAAGCUGCUGACAACCUUCUACCUUUCGAGGACGAGACGUUACCCUGGGUUGAAAAAUACCGUCCAGUUACCUUGGAUGACGUUGUGUCACAUAAGGAUAUAACAACAACUAUUGGGAACUUCAUUGCAAAAAAUCGGCUUCCUCACCUGUUGUUUUACGGGCCGCCUGGUACGGGAAAAACGUCUACGAUACUGGCAGUGGCAAGGCGAAUAUAUGGUCCUCAGUACCGGAAGCAGAUAUUGGAAUUGAACGCCUCAGACGACCGAGGUAUCGAUGUUGUUCGCGAACAAAUUAAGCAGUUUGCAGAAACACGCACUCUGUUCUCGAAGGGCUUCAAGCUCAUUAUCCUCGACGAAGCAGAUAUGAUGACGCAACAGGCCCAAGCAGCUCUCCGUCGCGUCAUUGAGCAGUACACAAAGAACGUUCGCUUUUGCAUUAUAUGUAACUACGUGAACAAAAUUGCCCCCGCAAUUCAAAGCCGAUGUACGAGGUUUCGGUUUUCUCCACUGCCCAUGACGGAGGUUGAGAAGAGGGUGGAUAAUGUUGUUGACGCGGAAAGUGUGAAGUUAACACCCGAUGGCAAGAAGGCGUUACUCAAGUUGUCCAAGGGUGAUAUGCGAAGGGCUCUGAACGUUCUUCAAGCAUGCCAUGCCGCGUAUGACACUAUUGGAGAGACUGAGAUUUAUAACUGCACGGGGAGUCCACAUCCGUCAGAUAUAGAGACGAUAGUGAACUCCAUGUUAUCUGAUGAAUUCACCACGUCGUAUCAAAUGGUCAAUGCGUUAAAGACGGAACGAGGGCUCGCACUUCAGGACUUACUCGCUGGCGCCUUCGAGUACGUAGAAACAAUUGACUUCAAGCCUCAUGCUCGGGUAUAUCUACUUGAUUUCCUUGCGACGUUAGAGCACCGCAUCUCAACUGGUGCCAGUGAGAAGAUUCAGCUGUCCGCCAUGAUUGGAGCGUUCAAGAACACGGUGGAGCUGACGACGAAGUAGUCUAAUGUCAUCACCUUGUUCACACGACUGGAACUGCUUACGCAGGGUGAUUUUAUAGUUGCUUUUCACAUAUAAUUCAAUUUAGUAUCGUCGUUUUUGCUUCCGCGUGUGGUCCGUGCUGUUACACCACAGAAGUCUGCUGAAUUGUGGUACGUCGAGGAGCACUCUCAAAAUGCAGGUCACACCCCAAAUGGCCCUUGCUCUGAAAGAUGGCGGCGUAUGUUCUUUUUAUUACUUGCAGUUGUCUCUGACCUUUGGUACUGAUCUUCACAGAACGAUAUCUGCAUACUUUACCAGGAUGGUGGACAACUCAGGUUGUGUAACUACAGCAACCGCACGAUAUGCUCGGAGUGCAUCACGG
This is a messenger RNA of Pisolithus orientalis, 1568 nucleotides long. RefSeq names its product P-loop containing nucleoside triphosphate hydrolase protein. Gene Ontology annotation, cellular component: nucleus; Rad17 RFC-like complex; Elg1 RFC-like complex. Bases 149 to 1207 code for a protein of 352 amino acids. The transcript is spliced from 7 exons. Gene Ontology annotation, molecular function: DNA binding; ATP hydrolysis activity; ATP binding. Lineage: Eukaryota; Fungi; Basidiomycota; Agaricomycetes; Boletales; Pisolithaceae. Gene Ontology annotation, biological process: DNA repair; DNA-templated DNA replication. The record is from RefSeq and is a predicted model, not a curated record.